Messenger RNA from Mauremys reevesii (Reeves's turtle), 2423 nucleotides. It is a transcript of the gene CLASRP, whose product is annotated as CLK4 associating serine/arginine rich protein. The transcript has 23 exons. The record is from RefSeq and is a predicted model, not a curated record. Lineage: Eukaryota; Metazoa; Chordata; Testudines; Geoemydidae. The coding region runs from base 310 to 2229 and encodes 639 amino acids.
CCCGGCCCCACCCCGCGGGGCGGGGCCCAGCGGGGGAAGGGCAGCCAUUGGCUGAGGAGAUUUGUUCACGUGCUCGGCACCAGCGACACUCUCUCUCCCUUUUCCGGUUCCGGGUCAAUGACUGCGGCCCUCGCAGGAGCUUGUCAACUUCUUCAAAGAGAAGAUCAGCAAGACGUGAUGUAGCCGCUGCCUCUCUUGGAUUGCGAAUAUUCCUUCAGCUCCUCUUCCCUCGGCUCAUGGGCUGUGCUGAGUGAGCACGCGGCUGCUGCUCCCAAGUCUCCACGCUGCUGUUCUCUUGCAGACGGCAGGAUGUGGCACGAAGCCCGGAAACAUGAGCGCAAGCUCCGUGGGAUGAUGGUCGAUUAUAAGAAACGAGCUGAGCGUCGGAGGGAAUACUAUGAAAAAAUAAAAAAGGACCCAGCUCAGUUCCUCCAAGUGCAUGGCCGGGCGUGUAAGGUCCACUUGGAUUCUGCCGUUGCUCUUGCAGCUGAAAGUCCUGUCAACAUGAUGCCCUGGCAAGGGGAUACGAACAACAUGAUUGACCGGUUUGACGUGCGAGCUCACCUGGACUACAUUCCCAUGUACACCCCACCACUGCUCAACCCAAUCUCUCCUGAGCAGGAGUCGGACGAGAGGAAGUGUAACUACGAGCGCUACAGGGGUCUGGUGCAGAACGACUUCGCUGGCAUCUCGGAGGAGCAGUGUCUCUAUCAGAUCUAUAUUGAUGAGCUCUAUGGGGGACUCCAGAAGCCCAAUGAGGAUGAGAAAAAGAAGCUCGCGGAGAAGAAGGCCUCGAUUGGCUACACAUAUGAGGACAGCACCGUGGCUGAGCUCGAGAACUCCUUGGAGAAGCGGGGAGACGAGGAGGACUCUGAGGAGGACAGCAACACGGAUGAGGACGAAGUCAUUCCGGAUAUCGAUGUGGAAGUUGAUGUGGAUGAGUUAAAUCAGGAGCAGGUGGCUGACCUGAAUAAACAGGCGACCACGUACGGGAUGGCUGAGGGGGACUUCGUCAGGAUGCUGCGGAAGGACAAAGAGGAGGCAGAAGCCAUUAAACACGCCAAAGCCCUCGAGGAGGAGAAAGCCAUGUACUCGGGCCGUCGCUCUCGCAGACAGAGGAGGGAGUUUAGAGAGAAGCGCUUAAAAGGAAGAAAAAUCAGCCCUCCCAGCUAUGCGAGGAGAGACAGCCCCACAUACGAUCCCUACAAACGAUCACCUUCAGAAUCCAGCUCCGAAUCCCGCUCGCGCUCUCGCUCGCCUUCCCCGGGCCAAGAAGAGAAGAUCACGUUCAUCACCAGCUUCGGGGGCAGUGACGAGGAAGCAGCUGCUGCUCAAGCCGGAGGAGUCCCUGGGAAAGCCGUCUCCCUUGGCAAGCCGCGCUCCACCCAAGUGCAUCAGGGCAGCGCUGCAGCAGGUCAUAGCGCCUCCUCCCGGAGACACUCCUCCUCCUCCUCUUCCUCAUCCCCCUCCUCCUCGUCCUCUUCGAGCUCCCGCUCCAGCUCCCGCUCCCACCGAGCCGGUGGGCACCACCACCGGUCCAGCCGGUACCGCCGCUCCCACAGCCGACGGUAUUCCCGCUCCCGCAGCAGGAGCCGGCGCUACUCCGGAGGGGGCUCACGGGAUGGCCGCCGGCGCUCCAGAUCACACUCGGCCGAUCGGGGCCGCCGGUACAGCUCCCGUCGCAGGUCCAGGAGCCAUUCCCGGUCCGGGGAGCGCUAUCGCCGGAGCGGCCGAGCGGGGAGACACUGGAGUAGCAGUCGGAGCAGCAGGAGUCACAGCGAUUCACGAAGCCGCAGCAGAUCAGCUUCUCCAGCAAGAGAGAAACUGCUGAGGCCUGCAGCUUCCCCAGCCAUCGGGGAGAAACUGAAAAAGGCUGACACUGCUGGUGGUAAAGAGACAGGAGCUGCCAAACCAAAGCUGACUCCGCAGGAGAAGCUGAAGUUGCGAAUGCAGAAGGCUCUCAACAGGCAGUUUAAAGCUGACAAAAAGGCAGCACAAGAGAAGAUGAUGCAACAGGAACAUGAAAGGCAGGAGCGAGAAGACGAGCUACGAGCCAUGGCCCGGAAGAUCCGAAUGAAGGAGAGAGAGCGGCGAGAGAAGGAGCGGGAAGAAUGGGAAAGGCAGUACAGCAGGCAGAGCCGCUCCCCAUCCCCACGAUACAGUCGGGAAUAUGGUUCCUCCAGGAGGCGUUCCCGCUCCCGGUCCAGAAGCCCUCACUACCGCCAUUAGAGCGUGGGUCCCAGCGCAGCACUGGGCUCUGCCCCCUUGUGGUGCGAUCGGCUCAGCAGGCCCCGCCAGCCCUGCUGUGUAGCAAAGCUGUACAUUGCUGUUCUGUUUUUAAGAUGCCAGUAUCGGAUAAUAAUAAAAAAUCCACCUUAGCCCUUGCAGGAGCCUUAAACUGGGCAUCUGGGACGAGGCCUCAA